Molecule: messenger RNA, 5027 nt
Organism: Sycon ciliatum
Lineage: Eukaryota; Metazoa; Porifera; Calcarea; Leucosolenida; Sycettidae
Exons: 11
Coding region: 17-4126 (1369 amino acids)
Molecular function (GO): protein binding
Source: RefSeq, a predicted model, not a curated record
GACAUACUGCUACUCAAUGGGAACAAUGCUCCUUUUUGUGAUCUGCUACAAGGGUCAGCAUCUUAGUGAUGACAUCCUGUCCACUAUUGUACACUACAUAUUUAGUGUACAUAGUGUAGAGGUGGAUGAGCAAGACGAAACUGAUUCCAAAUGGACACUACUGCACCACUGUGCAUUCCUUGGAAAUGAUCGACUAGCAAAUAUUCUCAUCGCACGUGGAGCUGAUGUCAAUGUGCAGGACAGCAGGUACCGAUCCACUCCACUUCACUGGGCAGUCUACAGGAACGGGAUCAACGUCGUCGAGGUGAUGCUGUCACAUGACAGUGACGGUGUCACGUUGGAUACCACACUGCGUGACUGGCAUGGGAGAACAGCGUUGGACGUAGCCAGGGAAAGGAAGCAUAAGGGAUGUGUGCAGUUGCUGGUGGAGCACGAGAGUGCGAAGAACGAAAUGAAGAAAGAGGAACUUCGAACUGCUGCUGUGGCUGAGGACAUCAUUGGUGGUAAGGACGAGGCCAGCGUGGUACGCGUGCGUAUGUACCUUGUCGGCAAGUACGCCACGGGAAAGUCCAGCUUUGUCCGGGCACUGCUCGGUGAAGAGUUCAUUGAAAACGCGGACAGCACCGACUCCAUUUCCAUCCAUCGAUCCAGACUCAGAAUGCAUCUCUCCUCUCAGACCGCCACAGGCACGCAAGAGGCAGCACAAGUUCUUGUGGAUGACAGUGAACAUAGUUUCUUUGUCAAUCUACUCACAGCUCGCAUCCGAUCAUCUGUAGAACUGGUCCAGAAAAUCAAGGAACUUCCGCAAGAAUCGAUCUUGUCCAAAGUCCAGACACUAUUCACUUCAUGGCUCUCUUCGUCAUCUACUGCCUCCGCUACCGGCACCAGAGCAUCUGCUGCAUCCGCUGUCAACAAUGAGUUUGCCAAUGUUCCCCACGCUAAUGACCUGACCAAAGUGGCACCAGAUGUUAUCUCUCAAGUUCGCUCAUCUGUCAGCAAUGUUGAUAGCAGUUCAAAUGAAGCCGAAGCAGCAUAUGCGUUUGUUGAGCUGUGGGACAUGGGUGGACAGAUGCCGAUGUUGGUACAACAAAGCAUCUCAUUUUCAGUUUGUGACAGCGUGUACAUUGUGACUCUUGACAUGAGGUGUGACCUGGAUGAGGAGGUAACGGAAGACGUCUACCGCUUCGAUGGUCAGGAGAUUGUAACUUCUACACCGUUGCCAGGAAUGACGCAGGCUGACUACCUUCACAUGUGUCUGUCACUGAUUGCUUUGCAGCAUAGAGCAGACACACACACUGACCAGCAUCACCACCAGCAUCACCACCAGCAGCAGCAUCAGCAACAGCAGCAUCAACAGCAGCAGCAACAGCAGCAUCAGCCAGACACAGAGACGGGUGGGAGCAGUAGCAGCAAUAGCAGCCACCAUCAUGAUGAGAGUAGCACAGCCAUCAUGGUUGUUGUUACACAUGUGGAUCUUGUCGACGAUGACCAAAUAGAGAAGAAGAAGGACAUGUUCUUCAAUGCCGUGUCCAAGCUGGCUGAAAGGGCCGGACCCAACGUCAAGGUUUGUGGACCCUUCUUUGUUGACAAUCACCGUCUUCAAGAUCGCGUAUCUCGCCACAGCCAGCUUGCUGAAGCACAGCAAGAGCUCUCUAGAAUUGUGUCUGCCUUUCCUGUCCAAGCAAUUCCCUUGAUGCAAGUGAAGAUAGAAGAAGCUAUUUCUCUCCACCAAAAGGAAAUGCUGCGCUAUGCAAAGGCUGGGUGCAGUGAUGAUGCAAAAGCUACCAGUAGUGAUCAGCAGCAGCAGCAGCAGCGGCAGCGACAGCAGCAGAGUUUUGUUAGUAUGGACUACCCACAGUUUGUAGACUUUUGUCGGCAUGUUAGCGGCAAAGAUCUCACCACUGCACAAGUGUCUGAUCUACUGCACCACCUUCAGCAACAUGGCACAGUGUUUUGCUGUGACUGCCCGCAUCCACUCACUUCAAGUGUCAUUUUCCUGGAACCCCAGCAGCUGCUACUCAACUUUGUACGCUUGAUGACCUUCCCUCUAAAGGAGACAGCUUUUCCAAGCACCUCAGCAACAUUAGUCAGAGAUGUGCAACACUUUCGACGUACGGGAAUUGCCAGCGCUAGGUUGAUAGAGAAAGUUUGGUAUCCUCUCAGCCGUGUUGUCCAGCUAGCUCUCUGCAAAUCCAUGUGUUACUUCAACCUGGCAGCAGAACUUCAGCCCGCCAGCAAUGCAGCCACCAGCAGUACAGCCACCAGCAGUACAGCCACCAGCAGUGCAGCCACCAGCAGUACAGCCACCAGCAGUACAGCCACCAGCAGUACAGCCACCAGCAGUACAGCCACCAGCAGUACAGCCACCAGCAGUACAGCCACCAGCAGGACAGCCACCAGCAGUACAGUCAACAGCAGUACAGCCACCAGCAGUACAGAUACCAGCACUGGAGGGUGUGGCAGUAGAGUCGGCGGCAGCAGCAACAGCAGCAGCAUCAGCAGACAAGACAGAUGUCCGGUUGUCACGCCAGGCCUACCCGACCUCUUCAUCCCGUUCUGUUGCAACCAGGAAGCAUUACGGUUGGUUUUGGAGGAUGAUGUCCCCUUUAAGCUACCGUUUAACCACCUCAGUUUCCCUGGGAUGCUGUUUCCUCCACCACUGUUCGGUCGCUUAGUCACCUACAUAAUUCAUCGUAUGAAGAAAGAGUCAGCCAGUCUUCAAUUCACAUCCAGUGCGGCAUCACUGAAUUUGGAGGUUGGUUGUAGUCAAGUAUGCCUCUGCUGGACACCGACAGGUGUUCGCUUAGAAUGCGCUGCUGCUACACCAUCCAUACUUGCUGAUGUGGCUUGGGAUAUGAAGAGUGCAAUUGUUGACUUCACACAAGUUCUCAGCACCCAAGGGUACCAGCAGUUCACAGUUGUUGGUGAGUCUUUCGCCUGCACUUCCACUUCAUGCCAGGAUCGCCUGAAGGAAUGCAGCAGUCCUGCAGAGGUGCUGGUGCACUCGUCAUGGGUGUUGCUGACCAGCUUGCACAAGAAGCAUUUCUUGACGGCGUACGAGUCGGAUGGGAACACCGCCCUGACCUUCAAGGCUACGUGUGCUACCUGCGAGGAGAAGGUCAUUAUCCCGAGGUCCUUCUGGCCCUGGCUGCGUAAGGAUGUGCCAUUUGUCCAAGCUGAGCAGCCACUAGCAGCAGCAGCAGCAGUGCCACCAGCAGCAGUGCCACUAGCAGCAGCAGUGCCACCACCAGCACCAAUGCCACCACCAGCACCAAUGCCACCACCAGCAGCAGUGCCACUAGCAGCAGCAGUGCCACCAGAAUCAGUGCCACCAACAGCAGCAGCAGUGCCAUCAGCAGCAGCAGCAGUACCACCAGCAGCAGCAGUUCCACCACCAGGAGCAGUGCCUCCAGCACCAGUGCCACCAGCAGCAGCAGCAGUGCCACCAGCAGCAGCACUGCCACCAGCAGCAGCAGCAGCAGUGCCACCAGCAGCAGCAGCAGCAGUGCCACCAGCAGCAGCAGUUCCACCAGCAGCAGCAACAGUGCCACCAGCAACAGUCCCACCAGCAGCAGCAGUGCCACCAGCAGGACAAUCAGCAGCAGCAGCAUUACCUCUGCCAUCACCAUCAUCAUCAUCACCAGCAGCAGCGGCAGCAGCGGCAGCAGCAGCGGCAGCAGCAGCAUUAGCACCCGCAGAGGCAGUUUCAUGCCAACCGUCAACAUCACCGGAGAAGCUUGUGGCAGAAGAUGGUUUAGCAAAGGUACUCCAACCAGAGCUUAACACUAACCAACCAUAUGAGGACGAAAGUUCGUACGGCAACCCAUUCAAACAAAGUGCCUUUCUAACCGAUAUCUCACCUUGGUUGGGCACAUUACCAGCAGGAACAUUUCGUUAUAUGGCGCAAGAGGCCGGGUUCUUCGCCGAUCUGCAGCAGAUAGAGGACUUGAAGAGAAUUGAGAAACUAGAUGGAACACGCACUCACAACGAAGAGUUGGUCAACAUUGUAAGCAGCGAGGAACAGGCCGGCUACAUCAAGCUGGUGAAGAUCAUCGAACGCUGGGGUAAAUAUCCCGACAAGGUCGACAAGAUGAACCAGCUUCUGCCACGACGCGCCCGUGUGUAAACGAUUGAGGUUUCAAGCACUUCACGCAGCAAGUGCUGGUACUGUUCUCUCUCUCUCUCUCUCUCUCUCUCUCUCUCUCUCUCUCUCUCUCUCUCUCUCUCUCCCUCUCUCUCUCUAUCUCUCUAUCUCUCUCUCUCUCUCUCUCUCUCUCUCUCUCUCUCUCUCUCUCUCUCUCUCCGUGGUGUGUUCUCUAUGUUACUGACUGGCUAUGCUGUUCAUCAAAUCCAUUCUUCCUUAGUCAUAUUUACCAAAUUGUAGCAGCAUUAUGUUAUGCUUGUUCGCUACCCCACUAAAUAUUUCCUUCCUCUAUAUAAAUGUACUCCCCCUCCCCACCCCUUGUCCCUACUCCUCCCCAGUUUUUGGUGCACUGAAGUGUCGCUGAAGCCGAGACCUCAGGUCGGCGGAGAUGCUCCAGUUUCACCACCACAGUUGCGUCUGCAACCACCUCUAUCAUGCAGUAUUCUGUUCUCGAGGUUCGUGGUUUCUCGUAAAAAAAAAGAACUAGUACAGUAGGUUAGACAGUAAAGACAGCUAAUUGUAGAGGACCACACCAGGUUACUUUGCCCGUUGCAGAAUUACUACUUAUAGUCAUGCAGAUACUUGAAACUUUUCUUUUGAAUUUUAUGAAUGCAUAUAUUGGAAUAUUUUCGUUAUGCCGAGGUAUACCGAGUAGGUUAGACUAUUUUAGUGAUAUAAAAUAUUUUUGAUUAAGUUUCUUUUUUUCGAAAUUCCAGUCACUUAUACAAUGUCAUGUACAUACGCAAUUAUUACAAAACGUAAUUUUAAGUUUGCGCUUUCAGAAUUUCAUUUUCACUUCAAUACUGUAACAGUGCCAUGAUUUCAGUACCAUUGGUGGUGGGUCACAUGUUGUACAAACUCUAAAACAAACAUUUUCUUCUCA